CAAGGGAAGUUCCAAAUCUUUGAUGGGAAACGGGAAAUAAAUGUUGUUUGCAUGAAAAUAGAAAGAGGGUGUUUUAUAUUGGUGAUGGUGUCACAUGGGCGGGCACCACUUGCAGUGCCGUCUUUUGUAGAACUACCAAUAUAAAUUUGGCUUCAGAUAGUGCGGGAUCUUCAUCACGUGCUCUGCUUUUCUAGUUUUCUUCCUCCUGCAAAAUCUUAUCUGCUUUGCUUUGUUUCAUCAACUGGGUUUUUCUUGGGAACUGCUUUUUUGGAGAGUGCUUUUGUUUGGAGUGGCUUUUUGAGUUGACUCAGAGAAAGAAAGGAAGUAAAAUGGAGAGUGCUAAGAACCAGGGCAGCGCAGCUUCCUCAUUGACUGCUGAUCUCUUUGGUGUCAAGGAGCCACCACCCAAGUCUUCUACUGGGAUUUUUGCAUCUAUUUUUCCACCUCCAUCUCAGGUGGUAGGAAGGAACUCUUCAAGCUCUGAGCUGACAGAAUACUGGCAAAAACAGUCCUUGGGAAAUCAUGCAUGGAACACCAAGCAAGGUAGUCCAGCUAUAAGUAGCGAAGGUGCACGCUAUAGCUUACCCAACAAGGACUGCAGUUCAGUUCUUCCGGAAGAAAGAGCAGAACCAUGUUAUCUAAGUUCAUCUCUUUACUAUGGUGGGCAAGAGGUGUAUUCCCAGUCCCCAAGUACCCAUGCCUCUGGAUCCUACCCUAUAUUCAAGAAAGAUGGGGGAGAAGAUGAUCCUAACGGAAGCAAUUCGAACAGUGCUGCCCGAGGAAAUUGGUGGCAAGGUUCACUCUAUUAUUAGGACCUUUCCUUGCCUAGCCGUAUGAAUUCUUCAUCUAUUAUUCAAGGUAUUCAUGAGGCUUAGGUUUUUAAAGUAUGGAAGAAGUGUAAUAUAAAUAAGUGACUGAUGUGGGCAUUGGUUGCAAAAGAUGCUGAGCAGGAAGUGCAAAGCUUUUAUGUCGGUAUGAUCAACUGUUUCUUUGGAGUUUUACCAACAAGUUCCGAGUUUCCGAAAUGUUGAGUUCUUACUACUCUCCACUGGACUAUGUUUCUAUAUUGAGUUUAAAAGUUGUUUUUUCUGUUAAAUUGAAGCCUGCGAUGUCUCGCAGGCUAAUGGUAUGAGCUUCUUGCUCUGAACAUACAUGCUUGAAGUGACUCUGGUUUCUUAUGCAACGUGUUUUCUCAUUAUGAUAGGUUUA
Messenger RNA from Prunus avium (sweet cherry), 1209 nucleotides. RefSeq lists its product as uncharacterized. The record is from RefSeq and is a predicted model, not a curated record. NCBI's taxonomy places the organism in Eukaryota, Viridiplantae, Streptophyta, Magnoliopsida, Rosales, Rosaceae.